Molecule: messenger RNA, 1008 nt
Organism: Lymnaea stagnalis (great pond snail)
Lineage: Eukaryota; Metazoa; Mollusca; Gastropoda; Lymnaeidae
Source: the annotation of a GenBank genome assembly
AUGAACGUAACCAUCGCACCAACGCGUCCCUCGACCGGGACUGUCAAUCCUGAUGUCUUGAGUUUUUUUAUGGUGUUCAACCUCCUCGUCUGCGGUGUGGUGCUCGGGCUAUUCGGCAUCUGCGGUAACAUCGCCAACAUCAGAGUCUUCGUCAAACAGGGCUUCCACGACAGCGUCAACAUCACGCUCGCGGCCCUGGCGGUCGGCGACAUCGGCGCGCUGGUCACCCUGCAGGCCACGAACAUCAUGACCAACCCUUGGUUCCUCGGGGCCGACCUGCCGUUCUCACCGCUGGACGUCGUGCGGUUGAUAUCCUUCUACCCCCACAGCUACUUCAUCAGGGUGUGCGGGUUCGUCACUGCCUUCGCCGCAUUCGAGCGCUGCCUCUGUGUUGUUGCGCCACUGAGGGUCAAGGGAAUCAUCACCGUUCGAGUCGCUGUUGUAGUCAAUGUACUGAUAUUUACAAUCACGUUGUUCAACGUCUUCCCCCCGUAUUACUUCGCUUACUUUGAUUGGACGUUUUCCCCCAGGGCAAAUAGGUCGAUCCUGGCCGUGGCGUUCCGUCAAGACGCGGACGUAGCUUUUAGCAUGUCCUACUUCAUAACGGAUCUCGCCGUGCCCUAUAUCACGUUCGUAGCCCUCAUCUCGUGCACCCUCGUCAUCAUCAUCAAGGUGAAGGCCAAGGCCGCGUGGAGAAAAUCUGUGUCGAGUUCGAGGUUAAGCUCCGGCGGCAAAGUUUCCAACAAAGAGACGAGACUGGUUCAGAUGCUCACGGCGGUGUCCCUGAUUUUCAUCGUCUGCCUCAUUCCCCAGUCGUCGAUUCUGACGGCGGUCGCCAUCAAUCAAGAUUUGAGCGCCUCCGGGGAGCAUUUCGACAUUGCGUUGCUUUGCUACUGCAUCGCUUUUCUCAUGGAGACCGUUAACUCGAGUGUUAAUAUAAUAGUCUACUACAAAAUGAGCAGCAGGUACAGAGAGACAUUUAUCAAUCUGCUCAAAGGAUCUAUUUAA